Punctularia strigosozonata HHB-11173 SS5 is the source of this 681-nucleotide messenger RNA. RefSeq lists its product as uncharacterized. The record is from RefSeq and is a predicted model, not a curated record. The transcript has 2 exons. The coding region runs from base 1 to 681 and encodes 226 amino acids. Lineage: Eukaryota; Fungi; Basidiomycota; Agaricomycetes; Corticiales; Punctulariaceae.
AUGCGUGCCUACAACGGCUUCCCGCUCGACGACGAUAUUGUCGACAGUAUUCUCUCCACAAUUGACGAAUUCAAAACCCUUGUCUCGUUCAUACUCUCAUGCAAGGCCGUUUACAAUGUCUACAAACGUCAUCCAAUGUCCAUCCAACGUUCCAUCACCGUAAAUCAGACAGGGCCUGCUGUUGCACAAGCGUUAGCCCUCGUGCGGAUGCAAGGCGACGUUGACGCUAGGAAUACCGGUGUUCCGAUCGACGAGCACUCCGUGUUGGAAGAACCUCCACAAACACAUGAACUACAAGACCUAGUCAAGAAUGCUAAGGUCGUCUAUGAGCUCGAGGACUUGUUCAGCUGGAGACACAAGGACCCCUCAACAUCGCAAACCAAGCUCGAUCCCAACGAAUCCCAUCGAUUCCAUCGUGCGAUGUACAGAUACUGGAUUUUCUGUAUUGCAUUUGGGAUCGAUAGCGAGGACGAUGAGGACAUGGCCCCUCCAGCGAGCGACACGGCUCAAAAUCAGCAGGAGUAUCUAAACACCUUCUCGGAUGCGGAACUGAAGGAGAUCGAGGCCGCUGUGCACUUCGCGCGAGAAACUAUCGUAUGGUCCAUCAAGGCAGGUGGCGCAAUCCAUAACGCCGAACCUUCUGGUGAUCAUAUCCAGUCCUCCGUCCUGAAAUCGCGCUGA